Molecule: messenger RNA, 1979 nt
Organism: Salvelinus fontinalis (brook trout)
Lineage: Eukaryota; Metazoa; Chordata; Actinopteri; Salmoniformes; Salmonidae
Product: protein tyrosine phosphatase type IVA 3-like
Exons: 3
Coding region: 16-360 (114 amino acids)
Biological process (GO): protein dephosphorylation
Cellular component (GO): nucleus
Molecular function (GO): protein tyrosine phosphatase activity
Source: RefSeq, a predicted model, not a curated record
UGUUUUCUAAUGUGAAUGUAUUUGUAUGUUUUCCAGGACUGGGCCUUUGAUGACGGUGCCCCUCCGCCCACUAAGAUCGUAGAUGAUUGGCUGAACCUGCUGAAGACUAAGUUCCGUGAGGACCCUGGCUGCUGCGUGGCGGUGCACUGUGUUGCCGGGCUGGGACGGGCUCCUGUGCUGGUGGCUCUGGCUCUGAUCGAGGGCGGGAUGAAGUAUGAGGAGGCAGUUCAGUUCAUCAGGCAGAAGCGCAGGGGAGCGAUCAACAGCAAGCAGCUGACCUACCUGGAGAAAUACCGCUCCAGACAGAGACUACGCUUCAAAGACCCUCACAAACACAAGAACAAGUGCUGCGUGAUGUGAUGAUGUAGUGACCCCGCAGCCCGCCUGUUCUGACCCAUAUAGAACCACUACAUGAACUUUAAUAUUGGACCGACCUCCACCCCUCCCCUACGAUGCGUUUAGGACUUGACCUGUUGUCUGUCUCCAUGGGGACAGUUAGCUGCCACUGUUCUGUUGGGAUUCUUCUGCUUCUCACUCUCAGGGCUGUUGGAGACCAUCUCCUCUCCGAUGUCUUUGAAUGAACACGUUUGUCUCUAACAGCCGGCCAAUUGAACUCGUAGAGAGGAAAAGUAAACAAGCCCGAUUUACAUCAAGUACACACACACACACACACACACACACACACACACACACACACACACACACACACACACACACACACACACACACACACACACACACACACACAUUGACAUAAACUAUUUUGCACUGAUUGUGACAUACUGUGACAUACACACACAGAGCCAUUGACCACCAGUCCAACCCCUCAACCAGCAGCAACACUGUCAGCUUGGUCCCAGGUCUGAUCGUUCCUCUUUCCUCCCUGCUGCUAGGUAGCACUGACCCAACCCAAUGAAACACACCGACCCACCACUAGCUGUCACAACAGGUCUGCAUCACCACACACCAUGUUAACUGAAAGCCCCUGCUAGCCAUGAUGACAUGAAUGAAAUAAUCAUGAAAAAGAACAGAUUUUAUGCUGUCUGUGUGUUUUUAUCUCAAUGUUUCAAGAAAAUCCAGUUUAACGUCUUUGUUAAAUUGAAUGCCAUCCACAGAGCUCAGCCAUCUUGCUCCGUUUUCAUAAUGCAUGUAAGGUAACACUUGUUAGAAUCAUUUCCUUGUCUCCUUCUUCUUUGAGGAUAUGGGGAUGUGGGAUGUGACUUAAUAUAGGACAAGGUUUUGUGCUGAGUCGCUGGUUUUUAAAAAGCAAUAUUUUUUACCUUGUGAUAUGAAAUACUCUGGGAUUAGGAUUCUUCACCACUGGCUGCUUCUGUUGUACAACAUGAAGGCUCUCAGUGUAUCAUGUAGGAGUGAGCUGAGCCUGGGUGGGCUUGGUAGGCAACACUGUCUGUGUCCCAGAUGGCACCCUAUUCCCUAUAUAGUGCACUACUUUUGACCAGAGGUCUAUGGGCUACAAUGCCUUGAAAUAUAUACACACACAUGGACUCGCACUGACCCUAUGGGCUCCGGUCAAAAGUUGUGCACUAUAUAGGGAAUAGGGUGCCAUCUGGGACGCGUACUAUGCUUUGGGAACGUAAACAUGGCGGUGCACCGUAGUCGUCUCUGGGAUGAAGAACAGCCAACUGAACCGUCUGCUCUGAAAUAACGUCUUGGCUCUGUAUCUGUCAGUGUGGAUAUAAAUGUCACUCAUCUUGCCUCCGAAAUGGCACCCUAUUCCCCUUUUAUAGUGCACUACUAUAUAGCACACUUUUGACUAUAGUCCUAUGGGCUCUGGUCAAAUGUAGUGCACUAAAUGGGGAAUAGGGUGCAAGACGCAGUCUCAGUUAAGGACAGGUACUGAAGGAAUGACUCGUAUCCUAGGAAGAAAGCUGUCACAUUUAUCUGCUGCCUUGGAAGUAACCCACUUCAGAUUGUUCACAGUUAAUGAAGUACAAGAAAUAAAGUAAUUGUUUAAAGUA